This is a messenger RNA of Amaranthus tricolor (Joseph's coat), 3454 nucleotides long. RefSeq lists its product as uncharacterized. Gene Ontology annotation, cellular component: RNA polymerase II transcription regulator complex. The record is from RefSeq and is a predicted model, not a curated record. The coding region runs from base 42 to 608 and encodes 188 amino acids. Gene Ontology annotation, molecular function: DNA-binding transcription factor activity, RNA polymerase II-specific; RNA polymerase II transcription regulatory region sequence-specific DNA binding. The transcript has 4 exons. Lineage: Eukaryota; Viridiplantae; Streptophyta; Magnoliopsida; Caryophyllales; Amaranthaceae. Gene Ontology annotation, biological process: regulation of transcription by RNA polymerase II.
AAUGGAGGGUCAUCAGCAUUUCAAGCAACAACUAAAUCGAAAUGUCUGAGCAACUUUUCUCUUCUCUCUUUUCUCUCUUACCACGAGACUCUGUCAGAGGAAAUUCCUCAGUAUGUGAUCCUAUAGAAGGGGCAACAAAUUAUAUAAAAGAUUUGGAGAAAAAUGUUAUGGAGCUUCAAAAUAAGAGAGAAAUGUUAAAAAAGGCAAUGUUAUUGUCCGAUUAUGUACCAAAUAAUAAUAAUAAUAAUAAUAAUAAUAAUAAUAAUAAUAAUAAUAAUAAUAAUAAUAAUAUUGGAGCGUCGAUAAUUAGAAGCACUAAUCCUUCGAUUAAUGAAAGUUAUGUAAAGAUUAAGAACUUAUCUGAAGCAUUAGAAAUCGAAAUUAGCGCGAUGAUUAAGGAUGAAGAUGAUGUAUUUCCUCUUUCAAAGGUUAUCAAUAUUAUACAACUUGAAGAAGGUCUUAAUGUUCUAAAUUGUGCUUAUACUAAAGUUGAUGAUCAAAAUUGGAUUUAUGUUAUUCAUUGUCAGGUUAGUGAUGUGAAGUUGAUUGAUUCCUCUCGGUUGCAGUGGAGACUAACAAACGAAAUUUCAUCAACACAUGUUUCAUGACCAUAUAGAGUAUAUCUUUUUUAAUAGGAUGGAGCAGUGAUGCCCUUCAUAAAGGAAAUCGGAUCCUUAUAAUUUCUUCAGGGAGAAGAUGUUGGUGUGCGCUCUAUAUCAUGCACCGACAGGCCCGUUUCUGAAAAUUUAAUGGCCUAGAAAUGAGAUGAAAAAUCAUAGUUUUCAUAAUUGAGAAUUAUAUAUAUAUAUUCAACUUCAAUUUGUUUAAUUUACAAUUAGAUAUGUAAAUCCAAAUUUUUGUCAUGAAUAAUGUUGUGCGACAGCGUAAGUAAGAUCGAUAAACAAUAAAGAAAUUCAAACAAAACAAUAAGAAAACGACACAAGAGAUUUAACGUAGUGCACUAUUAAUGUGAUAGCUACGUCUACCAGCACCGAGAUCAAAUAAUUUCACUAUGAUCGCAAAGAAUUUACAAAAUGAAUCACACUCACAAAUAACAAUGACUCUCUUGUGAUCUCUCUCUCAAUUUGUGAAUCAUAAUGCCCGAACCCUAAAAUGGGGUUUAUAUACUAAUUACCUAAUAAAAGAAGUUAUGGGCUUAAUUUACACAAAAAGUAACCUUCAAAGCAGUGGAAAAAACUGAUUCCCGUAAGAAUCGCAAACACAGCCGAGUUAGCUGCCCCAUGAAGUCCCUCACCGCUAAGUCGGCUGAGGCUCCUAGAAAAAUCCCGUAAUCUGUCAGACUAUACCGCCGAGUCGGCGGCAUCCUCACUUCCAAGAAAGCCGACUUGACUAUACUCUCUGGAAAAAACCAAUUUGCUUCAAUCAAAAGCCGACUCGUCUUGAAUCCAAACACCAUCAGUAGGCUACUCAGCUUUGCCCACUGUUCAUGACCUUCAUCUCCAAUUCAUCUUCAACCAUGGUGCUACUAGUUAGAGCCACCAUUAUCAACAAUCUCCACCUUGACGAAAACUCGUAUUCAGCAAACAUUCUCGUCAACACAUAGUGAACAUCUCACAAGCCAAAACCCGAUGCAAAGCUCAUCCAUAAGCCGUACAUCCCGAUAAGUCUUCAACCAAGACCCAUCCCGACAAGUCUCCAACCAAGACCCAUCAAUUACUCUUCACUAAGUAUAACAACUCAUAAUGCUCCACCUACAUCACAAGUCCUGGGCAAGCUCCACCUUAAGGCCAACACGCCUACAAUAGGAGCUUCCCAACACCGCCCCUAAGGGCCUACUACAUCACAUAGUAAUCAAUAUUUAGCAAGUCUAAGCAAUGUUUAAACUUACUAAAUGGAACAUACUUAGUAAAGAAAUCAGCUGGGUUGUCAGCGGUCCCGAUCUUCUUUACCUUUACCCUCUUGUCAGUACACAAGAAAUGAUACUUGACAUCAAUGUGUUUGGAUCGAUCAUGGUGCACUUAGUCUUGAGCUAAGUAAAAGGCACUUAAAAUAUCACAAUACACCGUGGCAAAAUCCUGUGCAUACCCAGUUCACCUACAAGGCCUUUGAGCCAAAUCGACUCCUUAGCUGCAGAAGUCAAAGCCAUGUACUCAGCUUCAGUAGUACACAACGUAACUGAAGACUGUAGUGUAGACUUCAAACUAACCACAGAACCACCCAAAGUGAACACAUACCCGAUCAUCGACCUCCUGGUAUCCACAUCCCUCUCAAAUAGCGAAAAAUCCUUUUCACCCCUUGCCAGUGCUCUCUCCCAGGUCGAGCCAUAAACCUACUCACAACACUAACAGCGUGCGUAAUAUCCGACCUAGUACAGACCAUAGCAUACAUCAAACAACCAACUGCGUUGGCAUAAGGGACCCUAGACAUAUACGCCAACUCCUCCUCAGUUUGAGGUUACAUAGACAAAGACAAUUUGCAGCUCACAGAUGUUGGUGUACUUAGAGGCUUUGAUUUCUCCAUCCCAAAACGAGACUGCUUGGGAUUAUGAUUAGUUGGCAUGACUCAACUGGAUUAUGUCCGGUUGAUUUAGUAAUCCCCUAGGUGAGGUUCGACGGGACCACCGUAAGGGGGGUAUGAGCAUGCUUGGGUCACUGGGCGCCGGAUGACCGAUACCGCCCCUUGACCGAGGUGUUACCAUACGGGCCUUGCAAACCCCAAUAUGGGGGCCUUUUCACUGGUUUAGUACCCUAGUGUGUUAGUUUUUCCCGAAGGUAGGACCCGAGAGGAUCAGCUGGAGGGGGCAUGAGCUCAUACUUUGCCAUGGGCGCCGGAUGGCCGAUGACUCCCUUGGCCGUGUCACUAUGCCAGGAAGUAGAGAAAGAUCCACUGAUAGAAAGUUAUUCAGUGAUAGAAAGUUUAUUCAUUUAUCGAAAGUUAUUUAAUGAUAGAAGGUUCAUUCUUUGAUAGAAAACUUACACAUUGAUAGAACGUUUACUCUUUGAUAGAAUAUUUACUCAUUGAUAGAACAUCUACUUAUUGAUAGAAUAGUUUAUGCUAGUGAGAAGUGUGCCUAAGUUAAGUUACCUCAAGGGUGUUACAGACUAUGAUCACACUUACCUUAAGAUAGACAAACUCUAUAAGGUCAUGUGUUAGGUAUUUUGUUAAUGCCUUGGUCGAGUUGAUACUAUACGUGUUUUGCAAGAGUUGAUGUUUGAAAAGAGGAGCGCGAAGACCUGCAUUCUAUCCAAGCACACAUGGUUUGGGUUGGAAAACAUGUAAUGAAAUUAAGAAGUAUAAGUGGCCGAUAAACGGUUACUAUCUGUGCUUGUGUCUUAUGAAAUCAUCGUAUGUUUUUUUAUAAUAUAAUGCUAUUUCGUAGUUGGCCUUAUUAUAUUUGAUGCUAGUUACUGACGUGUACGUGUUUGUGUUUAUGUUUGAUUGUUGAUGACUUUCUAUGAUUGUCCUACUAUGACACAUUGGCCUUUGGUCUAAU